Messenger RNA from Penicillium brevicompactum, 1473 nucleotides. RefSeq lists its product as uncharacterized. Lineage: Eukaryota; Fungi; Ascomycota; Eurotiomycetes; Eurotiales; Aspergillaceae. The transcript has 3 exons. The coding region runs from base 1 to 1473 and encodes 490 amino acids. The record is from RefSeq and is a predicted model, not a curated record.
AUGACUUGUCAUAGGCCCACCCUGCCACUCCUCCGGGGCAACACAACUUUAGAGUCAGCGCUAGAGCAAGAAGACGACAUCAUCCUUGAAUUGGGAUUUUCAGAACAGCGGAUCGAGUUAUUUUUGUCACUAUACAGCAAUAGGGACGAUAUUGAGAACAUUGCUGCAUACCAUCUCGGUCUCGUCCACUCUACAUCUGUGAACGAGAUUAACAGCCGGAGAAGCGAGCUAUCAUUAGAUUCCAUCUACCCUACAAAGUUGGAGAAGCCAGAAAUCCUGGCAAUGUCGACGAAAAACUUCGUUGCGAAGCUGCAACGUUUAUCUGGAUACAUGAAAAUUGUCCGGAGAUCCCUAUUCCAAAUUUAUGGGGCUUUGGACUUGUUGAUGGCCAAAGUAUUCUUUUGGAUGAUCCAAAGAUCUUUCAUGUGGCUCUUGGGAUAUAGCCUUCCUUGUCCCUAUAUUUGCCAUCAACUUUCGACUAUUCUAGAAAGUGGAUACCUGGUCAUGGAAUACGUUGGCAACUCAGAUACACAAAUGCUCUCAGAGACUUGGGAUAGGCACCGUCGUCACCAAGACAAGAGAAAGAACCUUUACAAGGGACUUUCUCCCAUAAUGCUUUCUCUCAGUCGAGUGCCACUACCUUAUGUAGGCUCUUGGACUUUAGAUCCGAAUGGUGUUUUGCAACUUUCUAAUCGCCCUCUCACUCUUCGACUCCAUCAAUUAGAGAAUGGAGGGAUUCCGACCAACAUAGCCGGAAUUCGACUUUUUCCACAGCGCAAGCAUAUUAUCUUGAUCUUCUGUCUUGUCAUGAUACCAAACUCCAUCAGCGAUGCUGAUGAUGGGCGGGCCCAGAUGGCAAGAUUGACUAUGAUGAAAGCCCUCCUACUGCAUUUCUCUGAUAGAGAACACCGAGAGGGGCCUUUUCUUUACAGGCUCACAGAUCUCCAUCCUAGCAAUAUUUUCGUUGACAGCGAAUGGAACGUCAAGUUUGUGAUUGAUCUAGAGUGGGCCUGUUCCCUACCGGCGGAAACCUUCCGUCCUCCAUACUGGUUGACAGGUCGUACAGUUGACGACCUAACAGGAGAGCAUCUCGAACCCUUCAGAGAGGCGUACGAAGAAUUUGUGAAGAUUUUCGAGGAGGAAGAAAAAAGGUUUCCUGUUAUCAGCACUUUGAAUUGUUACAGGACAACACUUAUGAGAAAUGGUUGGAAGACUGGAAGCUUUUGGUAUUUUCAUGCCUUGGAAAGCCCGAAAGGCUUAUUCAACCUCUUUCGCCAACAUGUCUAUCCCGCUUUUGUACCUUCGCGUCAGGUUGCUUCUGACUUUUCCGAGGUUGUUUCAGACUUUUGGGCUCCUAAUGUUGAAGAAGUCAUACUUGCCAAGCUCCGAGAUAAGGCGGAGUAUGAUAACUCGGUUUGUCAAUCAUUUGAUGAUGCUUCAGGCGAUGCUCGGGACGGAGCUUUGAAGGAAUGA